Molecule: messenger RNA, 12968 nt
Organism: Lytechinus pictus (painted urchin)
Lineage: Eukaryota; Metazoa; Echinodermata; Echinoidea; Temnopleuroida; Toxopneustidae
Product: chromodomain-helicase-DNA-binding protein 8-like
Exons: 42
Coding region: 361-10203 (3280 amino acids)
Biological process (GO): regulation of gene expression; chromatin remodeling
Cellular component (GO): chromatin; nucleus
Molecular function (GO): ATP hydrolysis activity; DNA binding; chromatin binding
Source: RefSeq, a predicted model, not a curated record
ACCACACGUAUAUGAAUGCUUGGCAUUGCAGUACUCGUGUUGAAAAGGAGACGUUCUGUGUACUGCGUUUGUGUGUGCAAUGCCCUAACGUGAAUGGACGUGUGUGUGUGUGUUCAGCUGGCAUGCAUGGGCUCGAGUACAUCGCGCAGUACAGUGCACUCAAACUCGUGGAUGACGGUGCCUUGCUUGUUGACCCCGCCGUCAUGAGAGGCGGCUGGUUUGAUAAUUGACGGUACCUUUCUCUGUAGUGACACUGACUACUGCAACAGCAUGGUCAUUUCAUUGUUGCAUCUAGCCAUAAUCAUUCAUCUAGAAGUAGGCACCUAGUCCUAGUAUUGAGUUUCGACACCCUCUCAAACCAUGGAUGAAGACCCAGGACCCGCUGGGACCCCAUCAAGUUCUGGAGAUGGAGACAAAGAUGACACUGUUCCAAAUACACAUGGUCUCCAGCUGCUAGCAAAAUUGGCCUCUCCUGCACUUGUAUCACAGAGUGAAGGUCCAGCUGCUGCUCCCAAUGCAGCUGUUGUGAUGUCACCCGGAGGAUCAGGGGGGUCUGUUAGUCCGAGGGGUCAAAACAAGGUCACUAUUGGUGUCCAGCAGGUUUCUAACAUUCAGGGGAAGACAAUUAAGCAGGGAGCUCAGACCUUCUAUAUAACCACACCAGCAACAUCAGGAAAUCUUGUUGGGAAACCUGUACAGCUGAAGACCUCAUCUGCUGGCAAACCAUACUUAAUUCAAACAAGUGGAGGAUUAGUUACCACAUUGCAAGCGGGCCAGUCAGGACAGAAGGUUUUACUUACCAGCAGAAGUGUUCAGCAGCCAUCUUCCAAUAUUGGAACCAGCAUCCUUUCCAAUGUUCCCACCACCAGUACAGUACAAGCAACAGGAAAACCCAUCAUGGUGACUCAGCAAAACCAGCCUCAGAUAAAGUUUGUGACAAAAACCAGUCCAACUCAGCAGCCAAACACAUCACAACCAAUGAAAGUUCAAUUGCGUGUCAAAGACAGCACUAUUCUGCAAAAGCUGCAACAAUCUGGUCAGGUGAUGACCUUAGGGGCUCAAGGAAAGCCAGGUGAUGGGAAACAGCAACCUAUUCGUCUUGUGUUGCCAGGAUCCUCUGCUGGCAAUAGCAAUGCGGGACAAAUCCAGCUGGUCCAAACACAGCAGGGUUUGCAGAAAGUGAUAACAUUGCAGCAGCCGAAGCAGGCUCAAAUGCAGCCCCAAGGACAACCACAAACACAGCCGCAACAGACAGUUCAAAUCUCCCAACCACAGAACAAGGCCCCUGUCCAGUUUGCUGUUGUGCAACAACCAGGAGGCAUCGGUGCAGGUACACGUCUAGUAGUGGUUUCCCAACCCAGUUCAUCUACAAGUACUUCUGCUGCAGUUACAACAAGUCCUGCAGGGAAGUCAUCCCUGAUCUCCCAGCCUGGCACUAUCCGCAUUGUUAUACCCCCUCAAUCGCAAGUUGGUGAUGCAUCCAAGUCCGCAGAUGGUAAGGCAUCCACCACAGUUACUGCACAGAAUAUAUACCAGAUUCUAGCAAACCAAAAGGUGCAAAUUCCUCGGGUAUCUAAUGUAAGCACACUAAAUCAAGGACAAGUCAAGCUUAUACAAAGUAGUGGAGGAAACACCGUUAAAAGCUCACAGGGACAAACAUGUAUCAUAGUUCCCUCUACUGUUUCCACUACUGGUGGAAAGAGCAUAGCAAUUGCUUCAUCUCCAAAGUCACCUGGUUCUUCAAACGUACCAGCUAUCAAUAGGAUCUCUCCGAUAAGACAAGGAAACACAGUGGUCCAUAUUGUUUCCGGAGCUGGCGGCCAGCAAAUUGCCACUGUGGUAAACUCAACAGCCAUGCAGCCCAAGCCUGGAGUGCAAUCAGUACGUGUCACUUCACCUAAGACGGUGUCCCUUUCUCCAAGAGGUCAGGGAAAACCUGUUUCAGGUGCUGCAGUCAAGCUUUUUACUACCAUCACAACCACUGCUGCAGGUAGCAUUAAGCAACUGACUAACACUGGUCAAACUGUCACCUCCAAAGUCAUUUCAUUGGCACCAACAGUCACAACCCAGUCCCUUUCAACAGUGCCAAGCACUAGUCCUCAGAAAAUCACUAUCAACAAGAAGGUGAUCAACCUUGCUUCUGUCCUUCCUAAGACAGGUGUUUCAAGGGAAAAGACUGAUAAAACUGUGACUGUGAAUACUGUGCCUGGAGUAGCAUCAACAUCUAGUGCUGGCGCCAGCUCACAGCAACAGAAGUUAGUUAAGAUCCUUCCCACUAAGGCUGGCCAGAAACCUACUCAAUUGGUCAUUCUUGUGAACCAGUCAGCUGCCAAUAUUGGAGAGGAGGUCAAAGAGAUAGGGGAAGAGUUAAACAAACUUCAGAACCAACCAAAGACCCAAGAGACUGUGGACAAGCUGAAGCAGCUACAGGCCCGUCUACAAAAACUGCAAGUAGCUGCACAACUGUCUGCCAAGGCCAAGAACCAAGAUGCCGAUGAGCCUCUCCCUACAAAUGAGAAGGAGAGGAAGAAGGCUGUCAAACAAAGAAAGCUGCAAGACAAGGCCAAUCGUAUUAUUGCUGAAGCUGUAGCCAAGGCCAGAGCUGCUGGAAAGUUGGACAUUCCUAAGGUCUUCCUUGACAAUGAAGAGAUAUCUGCAGAGCUCAUCAGUGAAUUAGAGUUGGAGGCAGAAACAAAGAAGAAGAAAAAAGACAAGAAGGAUCGCUCCAAGUCAAAGAAAUCUUCUAAGCAAACCAAAGAGAAGAAAGCUAAGGAGAAAAAGUUGUUCACAAUCAAGAAGAAAUCCUCUCAAAGCGGUCAUAUCAAGAAGCUACCAGCAGCGGCCAUCAACAAGCUGAAGCGGCAGAAGCGUAAGCAUGGUGAGUUCAGUGGUGAGAGCUCAGACCUGGAUGAGACGCCUCCCCCUUCACCUCCACCAGACGAAUUCAGUGGGCCUGGUAUAGAGAAACGCCGAUCCGCCCGCAACACCAACCGCAAGCGAUACACUGAGGACUACGAUUUCAACAUCACAUCCAACGAUGAUUCCUCAUCCGAUGAGGAGAAGGACAAGAAGAAGAAGAAAGUUAAAAGUGAUGUCAAGGUCCCAGUAGUACCAAAGAUGAUCAAGAUAAAAACAAAGCAAGAUAAACAGGAUGAAGAUGUUGAUGUGGAAGGCAAUUCAGAGAUUGAUGUUGUGUCUUUUGAGCCAUCAGAAACAGCAAAAUUCUUUGUUGAUAACCCUGAUGAGUCACAGGCAAAUGUCGUUGAGAAGAUCCUGGCUUCCAGGAUCACCAAGAAACCUCAGAUACCAGGAGAAGCUCAGGUCGGAGAGAUUGAGGAAUUUUAUGUCAAGUACAGGAACUUUUCGUACCUUCAUUGUGAAUGGGCUACAAUUGAAACGUUAUCAGCUGAUCCUAGAAUAUUUCAGAAGAUCAAACGCUUCCGGCUCAAGCAGCAGGCCAAUUAUGGCCUUGUUUCAGAGUUUGAUGAAGGGGAGUAUUUCAACCCUGAUUUCAUUGUUGUGGAUCGUAUCCUGGACAAGGCUAUCACCAAGGAUGAGGACUCGGAUGAAAUGGUGACUCACUACCUGGUCAAGUGGGCCAGUCUCCCUUACGAGGAAAGCACCUGGGAACUGGCCCAAGACGUGGACAAGGGUAAGAAGAAGAUCUAUGAGAAGUUCAGCAAGCUACCUUCCAAGUCAGAGAGACAGCGCAAAUCCAGGCCUGGUAAGAGUGAAUGGAAGAAGCUUAGCAAGUCACCCAAUUACAAGGAUGACAAUGUACUGCGUGAAUACCAGUUAGAAGGGGUCAACUGGCUCACAUUUAGUUGGUGUACAGGUCAAAGCUGUAUCCUGGCUGACGAGAUGGGUCUCGGCAAGACCAUCCAGACUAUUGGCUUCCUCCAUGAAAUUGAGAAGACUGGCAUCAAAGGACCGUUCCUGGUCCUGGCCCCACUCUCUACUAUCACCAACUGGCAGCGGGAGGUGGAGUCUUGGACCGACAUGAACUGCGUUGUGUACCAUGGUGGUUCCCAGAGCAGGCAUAUGAUAGCAGAGUAUGAAAUGUUCUUCAAAGAUGCAUCAGGUGUGAAGAUUCCAGAUGUCUACAAAUUCCAGAUCUUGAUCACUACAUACGAAAUACUGCUCGCAGACUGUCAGGAACUGAGUGAGAUUGAAUGGAGGGUCCUGGUCAUCGAUGAGGCACAUCGACUUAAGAACAGGAACUGCAAGUUGUUAGAGGGACUCAAGAUCCUUGAUAUGGAGCAUCGUGUUCUCUUAACAGGCACACCACUCCAGAAUAAUGUAGAUGAGCUCUUCAGCUUGCUAAAUUUCCUGGAGCCUGGCAGGUUCCGCUCUAGCUCUCAAUUCCUUGAAGACUUUGGUGAUCUCAAGACAGAGGGGCAGGUUGAGAAACUGCAACAGCUGCUGAGACCCAUGAUGCUCCGUCGUCUGAAGGAAGAUGUAGAGAAGAAUCUGGCUCCCAAGGAAGAGACGAUCAUUGAGGUUGAGAUGACGAGCAUUCAGAAGCGUUACUACCGAGCCAUCUUGGAGAAGAACUUCAGCUUCUUGACCAAAGGGGCGGGGUCGACAUCAAACUUACCCAACCUCAUGAAUACGAUGAUGGAGCUGAGGAAAUGCUGUAAUCAUCCAUUCCUCAUCAAUGGUGGUGAAGAGCAGAUCAUCAAGGAGUUCAGAACAGCUGAACGAAUGCCAGAUGAAACCAUCAUCAGCGUUCAUGUGAAUCCCCUGCUCCAUAUGAAGGUUCUGAUCCAGUCAGCUGGUAAGAUGGUUCUCCUCGACAAACUUUUGCCAAAGCUCAAGGAUGGUGGCCAUAAGGUCUUGAUCUUCUCUCAGAUGAUCCGCUGUCUGGAUAUCCUCGAAGACUACCUCAUCCAGAAAAGAUAUCUUUUUGAGAGGAUUGAUGGCAGGGUAAGAGGCAACAUGAGGCAAGCUGCUAUUGAUAGAUUCAGCAAACCAGACUCGGAUCGGUUUGUGUUCUUACUGUGCACCCGAGCUGGUGGUUUAGGCAUCAACCUGACUGCUGCUGAUACCUGUAUCAUCUUUGAUUCGGAUUGGAAUCCUCAGAAUGAUAUCCAGGCUCAAGCGAGAUGUCAUCGUAUCGGCCAGCAGAAAGCUGUCAAAGUCUAUCGCCUCAUCACAAGAAACUCCUAUGAGAGGGAGAUGUUUGAUAAGGCUAGCAUGAAACUUGGUCUUGAUAAAGCUGUGCUCCAAUCCAUGAGGGAUAAAGAAGCUUCAUCAUACAACCCUCAGCAGCAGGCCCUGUCCAAGAAGGAGAUAGAGGAUCUGCUACGACGAGGAGCUUACGGGGCCAUCAUGGACGACGACGAACAAUCAUCACAGUUCUGUGCUGAAGACAUUGACAUGAUUCUGCAGAGACGUACCCAGGUCAUCAAGCACAAACCUGGCCAGAAGGGUUCAUCUUUUGCCAAGGCAAGCUUCACUACAGAUUCUGAUCAUACCGACAUCAAGAUUGAUGAUCCUGAUUUCUGGCAUAAGUGGGCAAAGAGAGCAGACAUUGAUCCUGAAACAGGCAAGGAGGACUUCAUUAUCGACGUCCCUCGCCAACGUACAAAGACCAAGCGCUUUGGAGGCAUGGACGAGGUCCUUGACAUGACCUCAGAUGAGAGUGAGGAUGAGCGUCCUACCAAGCAUCAGACAAACACCACUAAGAAGACCAAAGAAAAGAGAGAGCCCUCACAGAGACCACCAAAGAAACAGGUGCCAUGUGGAUGGACUCGUCUGGAGUGCUUCAGAGUGGAGAAAGGAUUGCUGACAUUUGGUUGGGGUCGAUGGGACGAUAUCCUUGCAACAACAAGGUUCAAGAGAAGACUUGGUGAGAAUGAUGUAGAAUCCAUUGCAAGAACUAUGUUAAUGUACUGUCUGCAACAUUACAAGGGUGAUGAGAACAUCAAGAGCUUCAUCUGGGACUUGGUCACCCCAUCACCCGAUGGAACGGUCAAAGACUGCAGGAAUCACAAAGGACUCUCUGCACCGGUUCCUCGAGGCAGGAAGGGCAAGAAACCCAAGAGGGAUCCCCAGGCAGCUCACAUCAGCUAUGACAUGACCGCCAAGGAUCAUAACCUGGAUAACCUACUGACAGACCAAGGCUACAAGAAUCACCUCAAGAGACACUGUAACAAGGUACUGCUACGUGUUCGACUACUUUACUACCUGAAACAAGAAGUCAUUGGAGAUUUUGCUGAGCAGAUUGAAAACAUGGUUCAUGUGAAGAUGCUACCACUGGAGGUGCCUGUACCGGAAGGUGACCCACCUGUAGGCUGGUGGGAUAAAGAAGCUGAUCAUUCCUUGUUGAUUGGUGUCUACAAACAUGGUUAUGAAAAGUACCCAGGAAUCCGUCUUGACCCCUGCCUGUGUUUCAGGGAGAGAUGUGGUGUGCCUGACCACAGAGAAAUCAUGGCUGCUCAGGCCAAGGAGAAUGAAGACUUCAAUGAAAGUCAGCUGGAUGUUGAAGGAGGAGAUGGUUUAGAUGUAGAUGAUGGAGAAGGAGAUGAUUUAGGGGAUGGAGAAGGAGAAGGAGGUGACUCCCAGGGUAGUAAGGAUGAGGGUAUGGAGAUUGCUCCAUCAGCCAUACCAAAGCAUCUCAAGGAAGAUCCUGAUGAUGACUCUAUAUCACCAUCAAGUACCCGGCCUUCUUCACCAACUUCCACCGCCAAGACAGUACCAAAGCUAAAGAUAUCCUCUAUCAUCAUACCAACUGCUGUGCCUGGCAAGCUCCUGUUUCCUACAGCACCAGACCUUAACACCAGACUUCGUAGACUGGUCGCUGCCUACCAGAGAGAACACAAGAAAAGACAAAUCAAAGAACAAAAGAGAGAAAAGAAAGAACAGGUUAAGAUGGUGAGACUGCAAGAACAGAUGCGACAGAGAGAGCUGAGAAAGAUUGAAAAUGCUCAAAAAUGGUCGAGACGAGAGGAGGCUGACUUCUAUCGCAUCUUGACGGCCUUUGGGGUUGACAAGGACCAGGAAACUGGAAAGUUCAACUGGGAGCGCUUCAAGAGACUAGCCAAGCUAGAUAGGAAGUAUGAUGAUAGGAUGACAGAGUUCUAUCAGCAUUACUAUGCCAUGUGUCUCAAGGUGUGUAAGAAGGCUGAAGAAAUUCCAGAAGGAUAUGGUGCCACACCGCUUCCUGAUAACUUCACCAUCGAGGACAUCACGGAGGAGAGAGCCAGCAAGUGCCUCUCUCGCAUAGACCUCCUCAAUAAGAUCCGCACCCAGAUCCUGCCCCACCCUGAUCUGGAUGAGAGGCUCAAGAAGUGCCGUCCUAGCAUGGAGCUUCCGGAUUGGUGGCAGCUUGGUCGACAUGACAAGGAUCUCAUAGUAGGCGUCUGCCGGUAUGGCAUCAACAGGCAGGAAUCCCAACAUGCUAUGAUGAACGAUGGAGACCUGUGCUUCAAAGAACUCAAAGAGAAGUUUCCAGAGGCAGCUGCAACCAUGCCUGUCCCUGUCACCAACCCUUCCACCCCAGGCACUGCAGUGGGUCCCUUCCAGAGGAGACCUGGUCUCAAGAAACCUGGUCCAAAGAAGGGUGUACCCAGGAAGAAGAAACCCCCACCAGAUAAACCUGAUGAAGCAAGUGCUGCUGCCCAGGGCACCAGUCAGAACAACCCUUUGGAAAGUGAGCAAGGGAAAGAGGGUUUAGACAACGGGAACUCUGCACCUCAGGCAGCAGAGGGUCCAUUGAAAUUUUUAGAGGAUGAUGAUGAAAGGACUACGGGGGGCCAGGUGGAAGGAUUGGAAGCAACCAAUGAGGACAGCUUGGAUACCUCAAAGCUUAUCAAGGACGAACUGGAAUCACGACCUGACAGUGCAGACAUGAGUCAGGAUGCCAACAGUAUCAAUGAUGACCUCGAUGAGGGGCUUGGCUCUGGCGAUGACGAUGACGACGAGCACAAGAUCAAUGACUCCUCCAGAGCUCUUGACCCUCCUUAUGAUAACAUUGACACUACAAGUAAAGUCUCAGGGAUAGAUGAUGAAGGGUCAAACUUGUUUGGGGUGAAAAUGGAAAGCCUUGAUGAUGACUAUGAAUCAAAAGAGCAAUUGCUUAAAGAAGAGGUGAAGUAUGAACACAUGUCCGAUGACAACAGCAACUUGGGUGAGCCGUUUGCAAAGGCGGAUGAAAAGUAUGAAAAUAUGUCUGAUGACAAUAGCAAUGUGGGUGAUCAGUUGAUUAAGACAGAAACAAAAUAUGAAAACAUGUCCGAUGACAACAGCAAUUUAGGUGAUCCUGAGCAGCCAAUGGAUAUGCAGCCGCCACCUCUAUCUAUGCUUCAGCAAGUCCUCAUGAAAGGUGGUGAUGGGAACCACUUUGGUCUGGUCAAACAGGAGAGUGGAGAAGGCAAAGGAAAGCCACAAGGCAAGAGUGCCAAACCGAGCAGUACUAAGAAGAAGGAAAGUGUACCUAAAGUUGUUGUUCCAACAUUCAGAUGGCCAAAGGAUCGUGUGAUUGUCCAUAGACUUGAGCAGCUGAGUCACCUGGUGUUAAAGGAUGAGUGGCCAGGACGUAGGAGUCAUCAUCAUCCAGUCCUAUUUGAUCCACCUUACGAUGACAAUGAUUCCCCUGGUCCUAGGGGAGGUCUGGAGCACAACUAUGCUGGAGGGAUGAGCUCUGGUCGCAAGAGAGCUGCACCAGCACUGAAUCCUGAUGGUACUGUGAAGAAGAAGAAAAAGAAGAAGAAGCUCAUGUUAGAUGCACAAAGAGCCGCCCAGUUUGCAGCUCUGAUGCGACAGAACCAAGCCAUGAUGGCCGCCUUCACGAGCGGAGGUGCUCUUCCUGGAUCCAUGGAAGAAGACCCUUCAGCCAUCGCAGAUUUGGCCAACAACACCCCACCCCAGUCUACAUCCAUGCUCUCCCUCCCUCCCAGCGCCACCCCUUCCUCCGGCUAUCACAUCCAUGAUACAGUCUUCAAGGCAGUGCCAGACUUUGUGAGGGAAGGGCGUGGCCCAGCGGAGGGGCGUGUGGUGGGCGUGUUGGACAUGAGUGGGAAGGGGAUGGUGAAGAAGAAGAAAAAGAAAGUCAAGGUUCAUACAGUGAAGGUGGAUGGCAAGCUGGUUAAGAUCAAGAAACCUGUGGAUCCUAACAUUCCUCUCAAAGUGGUGAAGAAAAAGAAGAAGAAACACAAACACAAAGUUGGUGCUGGAAGUGGCCAGUCGACUGAGCAAACCACAUCUACUGCUGCUUCAGAAUCUCAGGAAUCUCAGGACGAUGGAGCUUCUGGUGCAGCCACAACGUCCGCCACACCCAGCUCAACCACACCGGUCAAGAAGAGAAAGCGUUUGAAGAAUCCUGUCCGACUGGAUGAAGGUGCCAUCACAGGUGAGGAGAAGGUUGGGAUGAUCUCAAGGGAGUCUGGUAAGAGACUGGCAGGGAAGCAUUGCCCCUCCUUGGUCAACCUCUCGGACUGGCUGGUCAAGCAUCCAUCUUACAACGUGGCCAUGGAAUGGGGCAACAUUGUCAAGACUAAGGGUUACCUACGAGAUGAGUUGAAGAACAGAGUAGCCACAGGCAAGUCUCGUCACAUUUUGAUCAAGCCAAACAUCGCUCCAGCCCCCACCAAGCUGACGAUAGGAGGCCUCUCUGGGUCAAAUGUCACUGGUCAGAUUGGUCAACGUCCUAUGGGUGGUAUUGGUUUUCCUGCUUCUUUUACUGGGGUUGGGAUGGGGAAGAUCACGUCUCCCACUGGGAUAUCUGUCUCUGCUUCCGGGCUUGGUGUGCCUUCAAGCAAUGUCUCUCAUUCCCCGUCACCAAAAAAGAAAAAGAAGAAGACGAAUUCGAGUCCGAUGGACGUUAAGAAAAAUAUCUUGCCUAGGACUAUAACAGUGGAUGCCACUGCUGCAGGUCAGCUGGCAGGUAUAUCGCCAUUUCUUCUACCAAACACCGGCAAUGUGUUUUUCUCACCGUUUCUUGCUCAGCAGGGUGUGCUACAAGCUGCAGGUAACACCGUGACCAUAACGACUCCCAGCUCUGCCUCUGCUACAAGCCAAGGAGGAAUUGCCACUCCCAAGAUUCAGGUGGUUAGUAACGCGACUGACAAUGCAGCUCGCAAGAGAACUCACUCAGAAAUAGAGAGUCCCAAAGGCAAUGCCCAGAAUAACAUUGAGAGCGAUGACAGUGAUUCUAGUGAUGAUGAUGGACAGCUUACAAUCAAAGAUGAUGAUGAAUUAUGACCUAUGUUUAACCCAUUAGUAAUUCCAGCGUUUGAAUUUUCAAUGGAGAUUAUGCUGAUGAAAUAAUACGUGUAAAUCUGGAACAUAUGUGUGGUAUUUAUUUUUGUAAGUUCGUAUAGAAUUUGAUUUUUUUUUUCAGGGUUUAGUAUCUUAAAUAGAUUCAAGCAUCAAAUCAACCCUUUUGAAGUGAAAGUGAAAUAAAUCUUUUUGUUAUUUUUAUUUUUAUCAUUGUUGAUUGACCAAACACUGGAACUUGUGCCAAGAAGCUUUAUAAAUAUGACCACCCCUCCCCCUCUCGAACCGGAUGGGCUAGAAUGGUUGGGACACUUAUCCUAAACUUAUCUAGAAAUGGUUUUCAUUGUGUGAUUUAAAGUACAGUGUUUGUGUUGCUGUAGAGAAAUAAGAGUACCGAAGUGUGAUGUCAUCAAUUUUCACUUUUUGCAUAUCAGCGUUUUUUAUACCAUUUUUUGGUAGAUGAAAAGCCCCCACAACAAAAAUUUGGUUGGAAUCAGUUCAUGGGGGCCCCAAGAUAUGACCUCAUGAAUACAUAAUUAGCCCCCAUUGAAGCCAAUCUAUCAUUGGCCUGGUUCCUAACAUUUUGAACCAGGCCAAUAAUACACUGACUUCAAUGGGGCUAAUUAUGUAUUCAUGAGGUCAUAUCUAAGGCCCCCAUAGACCACUUCAAACCAAAUUUUGGUAGUGAGUUUUUUUAUCAUGCUCUACCAAAAUAUGGUAUCAAAAAUGCUGAAAUACUUUUUAAAAAAGAAGAGUUUUUUGUGACACCAUCACUUCGGUACCCUAUUGGGAUCAGGAUCAGGUGGCUGUCUAAACUCUAACAUUAGCUUUAUUUUCCCAUGACAUUUUCAAUCCGUUUUUAUAAGCACAUUGCACAACACAGUGAUAAGAGAAUCAGUGAUGUCACGCACUCGUUAUUCGUUUGUAUUUUAGGAACUGCUAUUUGUUUUCUGCAUUAAGACAUAUUUCCCUAGCAAUGGCAAAAAGAAGCUGCUGAAAACUGCUUAUCUAGUAAAAGAGAGCCAAUGGAGUAAAUUAGAAAGUCAAAAGGGGCCUAAGCUUUCGAUCCUAUAUAUUUCCCUAAUCUAAUAAAUUAUGUGCUCUCAAGAUGGUCAAUAAGUAAUAAAAAGUAAAACAGAAGUUCCUAUACUUGAUCACCUCACCUACUCCCCCUUCCCCAAUAAAAAGUAUGGAAGCCUUCAUUUCCUAAUUGUCUUUUAUGCAGUGGUGUAUCUGGAGGAUAGGCAAGAGUGACACAUGUCCCUGGUGCCACUUGCAAGGGUUUCUAAAAAGGCCAAAUAUAUAAAUAUUUUAAGCUCUAAAAGAAACCCAAUAAAUUAAACCUUGGAGGGAUUUUUCAUGAAAAUUGAUAAUGUUAUUGGUGUAAGGUUUGGGAAGGGUCAUGGCUCAGUGCCCCCCUUCCUGUGCUCCUGGCUCUGUUUUCCCUGAGUAACAUCACUGUCUUUAUCACCCACUUGAUGUAACAUUGGUGCAUGUCUUGUUUUGAAAUACAUCAAGAUAUACAUGUACAUGAUCUUUAAUUGGUCCUGGUUGUAUUAAGUUACUCAAAAUUUUGGUUUACUCUUUGAUUCUAAAGAAAUAGUUACCUUGUGCAAGAGAACCUAACUAUUAACAUGAAAAAGUAAAAUUAACUGAUGGUUUGUGUAAGUUAAGUUGCAAAGAAAAGGGAAAAAAUGCAGUUUCCCAUAAUUAUUGAUCUUUUCAUUUUGUAAUGAUAUUGAAAUUUGAAAAAAAAUCUUGUGGAUGAGGUACUAUAGUUUUAAGUGUAUGAAAUUCAUAUUAGACCAGAACAAUGCAUAAAAUGAAGAAAUACAUGCUGAUGGUCUAUUUUAAUUGCUAAAUAUUUUACAUGAAUGUUGAUCUUGAUAUAAUAUUAAUUUUGAAGGCAACUGAAGAUAAAAAGUAAUUUGACUUUUGUUUUCCAAAUCCACAUUAAAAAUGAAUUGUCAUUAAGAUAUUGUUUAAGAAAAAUUGUACUCAUAAUGCAUUUUCAGACUGAUUACUGGUAAUAAUAAAAGUAUUUUUUGUACUAAAUUAUUUUCUUAUAUCAAAGUCACAGAAAAGGAGACAACAUAUAUUAUUUAAUGCUUAAGUCAAAUCUGUACCAGAAAAGAUUCACAAUACAAAUACCUUGUAAUAUUGUUUGUUAACCAUAUUACAGAGUUGUAGCCUUUCAGAAUAUUGUUAAAGUAAAAAUAUCCUUUUAACCAGAAAUUCGGGAUUUCCUUUUUGUUAAAUUUAGCAUUAUUAGACUUAAACACUUUUAGUAAAAAGUCUGUUUGCUGUCAAUGAUAUUUUUUGGUAUGAUUUCUAUUGAAAAGCUCUUUCCCCCAUGUGUUUCAUCAAUGAUUUGUCCAUCUUGAUUAUUCAAUGAUUGAAAACAUAUAUUUCAUGAUUUAUGAAAUGAAGUAUUUCCACCUCUUAUCAAGUAACUCGAUAUAUUCUGUCAAUUCAAGGUUAACAGAGACAUGUUUGAUAUUUAUACCUUGUGAAAGCCUCCUUGGUUUAUGACCUGGGCUCUGUAACAUAAAACUUUGCGAUUGAUAAUGAGGGUGAUUUUUACAAUUGAUUGUACUCGAUAUUCAAUCAAAUGAUCAUAGAAAUUUAGACCAACGAUCAAUCACCCGUCUUUAUGUUACCUAGCCCAGAAAUAAAAUCUUUACCAUUUCAGCUCUUGAAUCAAGACUGCUCAUGAAUUGAAAUAAAUGCAAAAUAUAUAUAUACCUUUA